AUUUGAAGAUGGGGAUAAUCAGAAGCAGCUUCUCUUUUUUGCUGGGAACUGGCUGUGGUAUUUACAUUGCCCAGAAUUACAAUGUUCCAAAUGUAAAGAAGCUCGUGAAUACAUGGCUCUUUGUGGCCAAGCACGUUGAAGAAACAUACAGGAAGCCAAAGCAGAAAGACGAAGAUUAGUAGCCAUUGAUAUGUACUGCCAUACACUUUGAAUGAAUAAUAUAAUACCGCGAUGGAAAAAGCACCAGGAAUGUGGUGAUUAUUUUUUUGGAGAUCGAAUAUGUCUGCACUUUAUCAUUGUGAACAUUCAAUUAGCAAGCAGGGCUUUGUUUCUGGGAUGCAAACUCUGCAGCAUAGCUUAUUGUGACCGUGUAACUUUCUUCUACUGCUUCUAUAACCUUUAAUUUUUUUGAGAAAACUUUUGUAAACUAUAUGAAGACACCUCAUUUUGUGGGUGCUCUAAAUUGUCGCAUAAUCUACUAGUGCUGAUCUUUGUUUGCCAAUAUCAGUUCAUCAUUUUGAUUUGAAGUC
Messenger RNA from Phoenix dactylifera (date palm), 530 nucleotides. RefSeq lists its product as uncharacterized. The record is from RefSeq and is a predicted model, not a curated record. Lineage: Eukaryota; Viridiplantae; Streptophyta; Magnoliopsida; Arecales; Arecaceae.